This is a messenger RNA of Protopterus annectens (West African lungfish), 1372 nucleotides long. RefSeq names its product endothelin 2 (gene EDN2). The record is from RefSeq and is a predicted model, not a curated record. Gene Ontology annotation, molecular function: endothelin B receptor binding; hormone activity. The transcript has 5 exons. The coding region runs from base 46 to 633 and encodes 195 amino acids. Gene Ontology annotation, biological process: vein smooth muscle contraction; intracellular calcium ion homeostasis; regulation of systemic arterial blood pressure by endothelin. Lineage: Eukaryota; Metazoa; Chordata; Ceratodontiformes; Protopteridae. Gene Ontology annotation, cellular component: extracellular region.
UGCAUUAUUUGUAACUGAGAAAAAGCUCCCAAGACUUGGACUGGAAUGUAUAACACAGAAAUGGCACUUGGUCUAAAACAAUCCGCUUGUAGCAGCUUCGUCGCAGCAUUUGUCAUGUUAUUAUUUCUGCUGGAGAAAGCUUCAGCAAUUCAGCAGACAAGACCCUCUGAAACUGUUUCAGGUGAUGGACAACAUGUUCUGCAAAGAGUCAAGCGUUGCUCCUGCAAUAAUGGUGAUGACACCGAGUGCGUCUACUUCUGUCAUCUGGACAUUAUAUGGGUCAACACUCCUGGAAAGACUGUGCCCUAUGGCCUGGGUGGCCCACGACAUCGCCGUAGAAGAAGGUCUCUGAACAGAUGUGAGUGCACAGACUUCAAGGAUAACACCUGUACUGAAUUCUGCCAGUUAAAAACAUGGAAUAUUAAAAGUCCUGAGGCUGAGCAAACUAUUAAGAAGUCAAAGAAACAUCAAAGAAAUUGCAAAAAGAUUCAGCAAGGAUUAUGCCUGCUAAGCAUUCUAAGGAAAAUUGCACAUUUGCAAUCUGGAUACUUUCUUAAGCAAAAAGCCACUUUGCCUGGAGCAAGCAAAUUCAUCUACUUGUGGCAAAACCUCAUUAGAAAGCAAAAAAGCUAAGCCUGUCAGAGGCAGCUGUUCUUGUAUGAGAAGACCAGGCUUCAUAAGAUGUCACUUCUCUGCAGCGUAGCACCCUAAAGGAGCAAAGCAGUAAGUACGCUGAGAAGAACUUCAUGGAGAAGAAGAUGACACAGUAGAAGCAGAAGAAAUAGUGGCCGAGGCUGCUUCCUGUACAGUCUAGUGGCUCAUGCUUCACAAAACCAAGAGCAAUAGACUCGGGGUAAAUGUCACUCUUUCAAAGAUGACACUAAAGCAUAUUAUGUAGUUGUGACAUUAAAUCAUAUUAUGCCCUUGUGUGGAGGAGUGAUCCAGGUCUACUAGUAUAAAAGGCCUAGCCAGCUGUGUGCAGUGAUACUGAGCUCUUCUGAGAAUUGCCUUUUUCCUUUUUUGUCAUAUACAUUGUUUGUUCUGGACUCCCAAUUAAAGGGACUGAGGAUAUAAGAUAAUGACAUCCACAGCUGAGAGGGUCUGACAUGACUAAGAUUUAUGGCAAAGAAGUGCACUUCAAUCCUACCAGGUGAAUAGUGACUGACAUACAACUUCUUGAGAGAAUGCUAGAACAUCAGCUUUAAAAAAAAUGUAUUUUAUAGAGGUCAUAUGUUAAUUGAACAUUUUUGGAACUUUGGUAUAGGAGGUGUAUCUCCUUCCAGUGCUUAGUUUGUUCAUUGUGUAACCACACACACACACACACAUACACACGCACACGCACGCACACACACACACACACACACACACACAC